Messenger RNA from Trichosurus vulpecula (common brushtail), 4205 nucleotides. RefSeq names its product CXADR like membrane protein (gene CLMP). Bases 87 to 1208 code for a protein of 373 amino acids. The record is from RefSeq and is a predicted model, not a curated record. Gene Ontology annotation, cellular component: cell surface; membrane; cytoplasmic microtubule. The transcript is spliced from 7 exons. NCBI's taxonomy places the organism in Eukaryota, Metazoa, Chordata, Mammalia, Diprotodontia, Phalangeridae.
UUCCAUGCAGGUCUUCUCUGUCUGUCUGACGUGCCUGGGACUUGGGGAGCAACAGAGGGGAAAAGUGUCCGAGUCCUGAAAACGGAAUGUCUUUCCUGUCCAUCCUCUUCCUCGUUUCCUGUUAUGUUGGAACAUGGGGGACUCAUAUGGAAAUCAAGAAAGUGGCUGAGGAGAAGGUCACUUUGCCUUGUCAUCAUCAGCUGGGGCUCCCAGAAAGAGACACCUUGGAUAUAGAGUGGCUGCUGAUGGAACCUGAUGGAAAUCAAAAAGUGGUGAUCACCUACUCCAGCCGUCAGGUCUAUAAUAAUUUGACUGAGGAGCAGAAGGGACGUGUAGCCUUUGCUUCCAACUUCCUGGCAGGAGAUGCCUCCCUACAGAUUGAGCCCCUGAAGCCUAGUGAUGAGGGCCAAUACAUCUGCAAAGUGAAGAAUUCAGGGCGCUACCAGUGGAAUCGUGUCAACUUGAAAGUCCUGGUGAAACCAUCUAAACCUAAGUGUGAGCUAGAAGGAGUGCUGACGGAGGGAGGGGACCUGACCUUGCAAUGUGAGUCAUCUUCAGGCACAAAGCCUAUUGUGUACCACUGGCAGCGCAUCAAGGAAAAGGAGGGAGAAGAUGAGCACCUGCCCCCAAAAUCUCGGGUUGACUAUGAAAACCCUGGGCGUGUUUUGCUGCAGAAUCUCACUUUAUCUUCCUCUGGACUGUAUCAAUGCACGGCUGGCAAUGAGGCGGGGAAGGAAAGCUGUGUGGUUCGAGUGACAGUGCAGUAUGUACAAAGCUUUGGCAUGAUUGCGGGUGCAGUGACGGGUAUCGUGGCUGGAGCCCUGCUGAUUUUCCUCUUGAUAUGGUUGCUCAUCCGAAGAAAAGACAAGAACAGAUAUGAAGAAGAAGAGAGACCCAAUGAAAUCAGAGAAGAUGCUGAGGCACCUAAAGCUCGACUUGUGAAACCUGGCUCCUCAUCCUCCGGCUCCAGGAGUUCCCGUUCUGGUUCCUCCUCCACCCGCUCCACAGCCAAUAGUGCCUCCCGAAGCCAGAGGACACUAUCCAGUGAGGCUGCAGCCCAGCCAGGGGUAGCCUCCCACCCCUACAGCUUGGUGGGGUCAGAAGCAAGAGGCCCAGAGCCAAAGAAAGUCCAUCAUGCCACCCUAUCCAAAGCAGGGACCAUACCCAGCACGGUCCCUAAUCAGAGCAGAGCCUUCCAAACUGUCUGAGUUGAGAUGGACCCUCCUCCCAUAUACUCUCCUGAUGGCCAGAGUCUUGGGAUGCUCCUGGUUACUUGGAACUCAGUCACCAGUCACCCAGCACCUUCAGGGUAGGGAGAGAGGUCAAUGGGAUGACUACAAACAUUGCAAAGGACGUGCCCAUCUGAGUACUUUGUUUCAACAGGGCACCAAAUAAGGAUGAGAUGUACACUGAGUGAUCUACAAAGAGGCGUUUCAUUAUGCUUUAAGACUGGAAUGGGCAGGAGAAGCUCAUUCCUACCUAUUUCUUAGCCCGGAUACCUGGGGAGGGAUGAGCACGCUAUUUGGCAUCACUACUCUGAUUUACUAUUUCCAAUAAGAAAUAGGGUUUUGCUCAUGAUUUCCUAUGCACCUGUACUGACACCUGUUGAGUUACUAGGUUUAUGCAAAUAUCCAAACAGGGUCCACAGAGAUGUGGAUUAUUCAGAUAGCCUUGGCGUUCACUUACCUGCCCAGUGUAGUUGAUUCACCACUUCUGAGAACACUGAAACACAGAACCCUGACUCUCAUCCUGAUUUUAGUUCACCUGUGGGGAGGCUUGGCCCCCAGUUUUAAGGGGGGAAUUGAAGAGGUCCAAGAAAAAUAUGAAGCAAAGAAGUCUUUCUAUAUUCCACAUGCCUGGAAUCCUGCUACUUAAUGGCAAAGUUCUGUAAAGAAACAAACUGAAAACUUAUCCAGGGACUCACUAAUGGUAUAAAUAGUGUUUUUGUUCAGGGGAUUUCUGAGAAAUAUCAAGAACCUACUCGUAACGCAAUCUUGGCUUUUCUUUUUUUUCUGUCUACCAGGAUUUUUGCUUUGGGGAUCUAUAUAGGAAAAGAAUGUUCAUUACAUGUUCUGAUAUAGUACUAAGUGGUCAUCAAGAGAGAAGGGAUUCUUGGUGGAUAAUUCACAUUUACAGAGUACUUUACAGUUUGGAGCAUACCCCACCCUUCCCAAUCCCAUGAAUAGUGCAAAGGCUCUUUACCCCCAUAUUUCAGAUUAGUAAACUGAGGUUCAGAGGGGCUCAGUGAAUUACUUAUAGCUACCCACGACUUGAACCCAGUUCUUCCAGUUCUUCAUUUAGUGCCCACUUCACAUGCUGCCUCUUCACACCAUGUUGCCUCUGAAUAUUAUAUUAGUCCCCUGAAAUACCACCUUUGUCUUCUCUUCCUGAGGACAUAAGCAACCCACAUUUCAAUACCGAAUGAAUAGAAAGAGGAUUGCCUUUUUCACAUUUGUUUCAAAGGAGUGCUAACAGGAUUCUAAGAAGUUCUGUCUCCACUUGGGGAAUUCUGCCUCCUACUUUUUCCAUAAUAGCUGUGGCUCUAGAAACCUUGGGGAUUCUUGGGCUAUGAAUGAUCCUACAGACCAGGGCUUGACAACCUUUCUGACAGUAAACAUUAAGUAUUUCCCCAUUCUUGGGAGAGUGGGGAGGAAGGAAGCUAGUUUUUAUUAAGCUCUUUCCCUGGCUAAGCAUGGUGAAUACAGAUACAAACAAAAAGAAAGAUAAUUCCUGCCCUCUAGGAGCUUAUGUUCCCAGGGGGAUAGACAACAUAAGGGCGUGGGGGGAAAAUGUAUCUGUUCACUGAAGUGAACAGGGUCAGGAAGGUGGAGCAGGUGGUGAUAAGCAGGUGGUUUGGCCAAUAAGAAAGCACCUGUCCAAGUCUUAGAGCAUUAGCAGAGAUCCGUGCUCCUUUAGCUAGAGGUAACUGUGUGCAACAUAAAACCAAAGUUGGGAAAGGAUUUUAUGGUGGGAGGGCUAGCUGGCCAAGUAGUGGUCAGACUUGAUUUUCUUUCACUCAGCUCAGAGGUUAAGUCUUUGGCAGCUAACCACUUAUCAGUUAGCAUCUUAAUGGGGAAGAGGAAGAAUCCAGGAAUAGUGAAUAAAGCAGGGGGCUGGGCGGGGGGAGCGGUGCUGCCAAAUCAAAUUUCUUUCUAAAUAAUCUUGUCUAUAUUGUUUUAAAAAUCAUCUGUCCUUUAAGUAGAUCCAAUUUCCCCUUCCAGAGCUGGUGACACUACACACCCCUUCUCCCCGCCACAACACACAUAUACGGUCCACUUGGGAAUAAUUAGUGGAGUAGAACACAAGGGCAGAAUCCUAAGAGAGAAAAGGUAAAGCUAAAGAUGGAAAUCUAUAUAUGUAUAGCUUCUCAAAUGAGGGUCUCGGUGUUAAAGUAAAUAUUCUAAUGCAGACAAUAGUUUCACUGGCAAGUACUUAGCAAGGUUACUGUCCCACUAAUCUGGUUUUCCAUUCCCACAGUUAACUGCUGGUUCAUCACACAAUAUUAAAUUCAAGCAUUACACCCUUAUUGGCUCUAUAUAAAAUGAAGCAAAAAAAAAAAAAGAUGGAGAGGUGGGAGCAAGGCAUUAUUCUGUGGAAUUUGCCUUGGAACCUGUCCAGCAACGUCUUCAACUGAGUUAAGAUUAUACGGGAAUUCCACAGGCCUUCCAGAUUUUUGAUUAGUGUCCCAGAUUUCCAUGCCAUCUCAGUUUCCUGCCUAUGCCUUCAUCAACAGAAAUUUUUCCUCUUUGGAUGAAGAGAAACAAGUUUGGCUCCUCUGAAGAGCCUAGUUAUCAGAAGACUAAAAUCCCUGUCCAAUGCUCAAAUUAUUUUGGAACUCUUUUCACUGUGGAAAUGUACAACAGAUUCAUAGUACAGAUUGUUACCCUGGAAGUAAGAAUUAGGAAGGAAAGUUGCUGGAGUAUUUAUUUAGAGAGGCUUUACCUGUUACUUUGGAGGUCUGAAGAUAAAGGUAGAUUUAUUGCUGUUCCAAUCUGUAUUCCAUUAACCAUUGAUUCUUUAAUAAGGGACCAAAAAACCCCCAAAGUUGGAAAAAAUUUUGUGCAUGAAAGACUAUUUGGUUUGCAAAGAGAAGAUGGAAUGUUGAUAAUGUUUAGAAAGAAACCAUUUUAAUAAAAUAUAUAAACCAAACAAUUUUAUAUAUUAAUGUAUUUAAGACAAUUAAUGUUACACUGUAUAUAAACUUU